UAUCCACUGAAUAAUUUUGUCGAUAAUUACGAAACCUUGAAUUAUCGUGUUGUGAAUACUGCCCGGAGAAAACGUUCAUCGGGCUACGCUGAGCCUUUAAAUUUGAAAUUCUUCGCAUAUAAUAGGUCAUUCCAUUUAAGUCUAUUGCCACUAGAUCCUUAUAAUGAUCAUUUUCAUCCUGAUCAUAUAUUAGACGAAGAUGGUCGCUAUGAGGAAAUUGAGCCUCAUAAGUUUCUGUACGAAGGAUUCGUCAAAGAUGACCCAGGAUCUAAAGUGUACGGAUCGAUUCUUGACGGGGUGUUCGAAGGUCACAUUCGAACAGGGGAUGGUAAUUCGUACAGUGUGGACAGAGCAGCAAAGUAUUUCGAUUAUGAUAGUCGUCCGUCCCAGUAUCACUCUAUUGUAUACCGCGAUGGUGACAUUAAUCACAACAAGAUACGUGUGAAAAGAUCAGCGUCUUCUCCAGAAUCAAGUGAUAUUGGUUUGCACUCAUGCGGUUUGGAUGAUCGUGUGAAGCGGGACAUGGAGCGGAUACAGCGUUCUGCCGAAGCGCCUUCAGACGUGUACACCAAUUACAUGACUAUGCAUGGACGAUCGAAACGUGCAACUCGGGAUAGUAAUGGAUUGUACACAGUGAGAACGUGUUCACUGUAUCUUCAAGCCGAUCACAAACUUUACGAACAUAUCAAACGCAAAGAGGGAAACAACGAUCCAAUA
Messenger RNA from Ostertagia ostertagi, 717 nucleotides. The record is from the annotation of a GenBank genome assembly. NCBI's taxonomy places the organism in Eukaryota, Metazoa, Nematoda, Chromadorea, Rhabditida, Trichostrongylidae.